AUGACAGCGAUCUGCUUCGUGUGCAACCUGCCGAUCAUGUCACACCAGGUGGGACUGGUGUGGCAGGGUGGCAACGGCUGGGACGACCUGGUGCGCGAACAGGUGGAGGAGUCGACACUGCGUCAGCGUCUGGGCGCCGGGCGUCGCGAUUCCGCCGCUCAGAUCACGAGCAUCUCGCCGCCGACCGAGACGCAGGAGACGUCGCCGCCGCCCGCCUCCGCUCGCCGCCGCCGCAGCUCGCUCGCUCAGCUCACCGACAUCCUACGCGAGUGGGGCGGCGGAAGCGGAGGCGCCGCCGCCAAGGCUCAGCGCGGUAACAAAGAACCGCAGCUAAUCCGUCGGGAAACAUUGGCAGACCUGGCGAGAUCGCUUCCGUGGUCGCGGUCGUCCACGACCGAGAUGUCGUCAGCGGCGAUGCGGAAGCGACGGGAGUCGUCGGCCGACUCGGGAGUCAAGUCGCUGUCAACCAAGUCGCGACGCGAGAGUCACGGCAGUGCCAUCAGCGACCUCAAGUACGACCUGGCACGACUCUGGUCGUCGCGACGCGAGUCCACCGUCGUCGUCGCCGCGUCACCCUCGGUCCGACGCGGAUCGCAGGAGUCGACUACCAUCAUCACGUCUGCGUCAAGGCGCGGUUCAGGAGAAUCGGCUAAGAGCGGUCGGCGUGACUCUCUGUCGGCUGUCACCCCGUCACCACCAAAGAUCACCACAUCCCACCACCACCACCAUCAUCACCAUCAUCACCACCGACACCACCGUCGCAGAGACUCUGCGGCCGCCGCCGACCCGCCGCGCUACUACCGCGACGAGCAACGACCAUCAACCUCCUCGACCGCCUCCGACUCAGGGCCUGCGCUGCCUCCGUCCAGCCUGCUUCCCACCCCCGGCACUCAUGUCGACUCCGCCUCUCAGGCUUUGCCGCCUCCGACAAUCAUCACCAGCUCGGUCACGCCGCCUCCGGCUUCACCGAUAGCUCCGCCGACUCCUUCCACUCCCACUGCCCCACUGUCUUCGUCCUCCACACCCCCUGUACCCCAGCCGUCGCCUCCUACCGUAGCUACUGCCACCACCGCCACCACCCCUUCCACGCACAGCAGCCGCCUCCUUCGCAUCCGCUUAUCUCUACUCGAAGAGAUUCAACAACUCAGGUAA
Molecule: messenger RNA, 1152 nt
Organism: Nilaparvata lugens (brown planthopper)
Lineage: Eukaryota; Metazoa; Arthropoda; Insecta; Hemiptera; Delphacidae
Product: sialidase-like
Exons: 3
Coding region: 1-1152 (383 amino acids)
Source: RefSeq, a predicted model, not a curated record